UUAUUUUCGGAAAAAUUUCGCAAAUGUGAGCCUUGAUAUUUCUAUAAAAUAUAUUCUUAUAAAAAGAGUGUAAAUAAUAUGUGGCUUUGCACAGAGUUGUUGUGACCUUUUUGUAUUAUCAUGGCUUUUGUUCUAUCCAGCGAUUUUAAGACGUUAUGCCACAGUACACAGAUUCAGAAGCAGCCCAGAUUGGAAUAACCAUAAUGUUUACCAUAAUAGUGGUCACAAAUCUCCUUGGAAACACAGCCGUGUGCCUUGUUAUUAUUUUGAAUCGUGAUAUGAGGAGUCCCAUGAACGUUUUACUCCUGAACUUGGCUGUAGCAGACAUGAUGGUUGCCCUGUUCAUCGCACCACGCUUUAUCUUGAUUCAUCUUUUCAAACAUCCUGACGGAUUAGCCGGCAAAGUGUUCUGUGAGCUGCUGACCGGAGGCAACUUAGCAUGGUACGGUGGAAUUACCUCUGUGUUCACUCUGGUAGUGAUCGCCUUUGAACGUUACUAUGCUGUCAUGUAUCCGUAUGGCAAUCGAGGGAAGCUGACGUACAGAAAGUUAAAGGUAUCGUUUAUAUCGAUAGCAAUGUCAACAUCGUCAGCAAUGGUCAUUAUUCCUGUUCUAUGGAUUUCAGCAGCCAUCCUUGUCAGUCCACUUUUCCUCACAAUCAGUUUUGAUCAAAAAACCAAUUUCUGCGUUGAAUACUGGCCCAAAGAGUGGCUUCCCAAGGCAUACAGUACCACCUGCUUCUUUUUUCUUGGUUUUAUUCCUGUAUCGGUGAUGACUGUGUUGUAUUCCAGAGUGGUAUAUUCAUUGUGGUUUAAACGCGAAGAAAACGAAAUGGAAAGCACCCGACAGGUACAACUCCUCGGUCAUGCUUGUAAACAACCUAUUAGUCUGUCCCCACCAGGUGUGAUGAAAGUAAGAAAACGGGUCACCAAGAUGGUUCUUUCUGUGAGUGUCAUUUAUGGAUUGUGUUGGAUGCCCAACCAAUUCAUUUAUGUGUUCAACUACUUCAUUCCUUCGCAGAACUAUGGCAAUGUCAUCUAUAUAGUUUCUAUUGUCCUUGUGUCAUGCAAUUCCACGGUGAAUCCUUUUAUCUACGUUUUCGUGAACCAAAGGUUUCGACGUAAGGUUAAGAGUUUGAUAUGCUGUGGCACACCCUGCAGUAACAGGGUUGACGUCUCCAGGGACUCCACUACUCAUACCACUGAUCGCACCAACACCACUAACCAGCCCACCCUGGAAGAGGAAGACUGCAGUGGAGUAACCAAGCAGGAAGCAAACCCCCUGAGCCUGGUUUCAAUGUGAGUGCUGGGAAAGGUUUCUGUUUUCCCUGGCCAAAGUGUACGCUACUUACAAUCACCUCCCAGUUUCUUAUUUAGAUUUAUAUAGACAGGCAUACUGAAAAACUUGAAUUAUUAAACAAAACUAUGUACAUAGUUUUCAUCACCAAGCAUCACCGCAGGCCGACAAUCCUCCGCAUGAAUCAAGUGUUGUUAUUAAAAGCCGAAUGCUCCACGUGUGCAGGUUUUAUGGUAAAUGGUUAAAUAUAGGCUUAAACGGAACU
Messenger RNA from Orbicella faveolata, 1560 nucleotides. Its product is annotated as neuropeptide FF receptor 2-like. Gene Ontology annotation, cellular component: membrane. NCBI's taxonomy places the organism in Eukaryota, Metazoa, Cnidaria, Anthozoa, Scleractinia, Merulinidae. The record is from RefSeq and is a predicted model, not a curated record. Gene Ontology annotation, molecular function: G protein-coupled receptor activity. Gene Ontology annotation, biological process: G protein-coupled receptor signaling pathway.